UAUGUUUAAUCACUGGUCAAACAACCUUAAUACAAAAAUCAUAGUCAUUAUGAGGUCAAGUUUCAUAUGACCUACGAUUCUAGGCAAAAUCUUGGGAGCAAAGAUCCUAAAUUUUUGAUAAAUCAACUGUUGUAAACAAAGCUUUAAAGAUGGAGCUAGAUCCUCAAGGGUCACAACAUCGAGCUUCAAAGACGAUCCUAAUAGAACGCCACACGACUCUUAUUUCGUCGAUUAAGAAGAAAACGACCGACACAUCUGAUUUCGGUCGCAUAUGCAAAGUUUCGGAGAAGUUUUAUACGGAGACAGAAGAUAUAUACUUUCCCCGUAUGGUCUCUAUUGGCCCGUUUCAUCGAGGUAAAGAGAAGUUAAAUGACAUGGAAGAGCGAAAAUGGAAGUAUCUCAACACGCUUCUCUUGCGUGCAGUAAAUGCUGAUACGCGUUUAGAGAAGUGUGUUGAGGUACUAAAAACAAUGGAAGACCGCGCUCGAAAAUGUUAUGGAGAUGAGAUUCACAUGACAAGUGACGAGUUUGUGGAGAUGAUGUUGGUCGACGGUUGCUUCAUAAUCGAGCUUUUUCAUAAGUGUUGUUGUAGAGGAACUCGACGAAGAGGCGAUCCUUUUUUCACAACAUACCAAGUGUUUCCACAACUAAGACACGACUUACUUUUGCUCGAAAAUCAAAUCCCUUUCUUUGUUCUUCAACAUUUGUUCAAUCUUGUCCCCGUUCCUACACAAUGCGGCGACUGCUCGUUAAUCGAGCUCGCCUUUCGGUUUUUCAGGAAAAUGGUCCCGGACGACCCGCACGAUCUUCAAGACAAAUAUGGUCAAGAAAUCCACCAUUUGCUUGAUCUAAUUCACCAAUCUUUUAUACCCAAAACACACAUUCUCCAACAACAACCAAAACAACCACAUUCUCAAAUGAAUAUUCCAACAGCAACAAAUCUUCUCAAAACAGGAAAACAAAUCAAGAAAACCAGGUCUCCAAGUAUAUUGGGAUUAAAGUUUAUCAAGGGAUCACUUAGAAUUCCAGCUUUGAGACACCAUGACCUCAUGGAAACUUUGUUGAGAAACCUUGUUGCAAUGGAGAAUAACUGUUACAAUGCUACAAAGUAUGUAACAUCCUAUGUGUUUUUCAUGAGGCACUUGCUCCAAUCGAAUGAGGACGCGAAAAUCCUUCGCAAGAAGGGGAUCAUUGACAAAGAAGAAGAGUUUGUUAAGUUGUUUGGUAAGAUAUUCGUCGAUGUAGAGGCGAAAGAUUUCUACUACGGCGAUUUGUUGGAGAAACUCGACGAGUACAUAAAACCAAACAUAAGUAUUCGGUAUGCGAAAAAAGCUAGAAAGUAUGUUGUAGGAUGCCUACGACAACUAUAGCUCUAAUCAAACGUUGUGUGCAUGUCUCCGGUAUAAUAAGCCAUUUGAAUUUGUUCGGUUUGAGGUGUGUAUAUCUAUUUUAUUUGAGUGAGUUGUGUUUGAGUUUACAUGUUCGGAAUGUGUAAUCUAUUAAUUUGAAUGAAUUUGUUCGGGACGUG
This is a messenger RNA of Helianthus annuus (common sunflower), 1528 nucleotides long. RefSeq names its product UPF0481 protein At3g47200. NCBI's taxonomy places the organism in Eukaryota, Viridiplantae, Streptophyta, Magnoliopsida, Asterales, Asteraceae. The record is from RefSeq and is a predicted model, not a curated record. The transcript has 2 exons. The coding region runs from base 150 to 1370 and encodes 406 amino acids.